Ricinus communis (castor bean) is the source of this 890-nucleotide messenger RNA. RefSeq names its product remorin. The record is from RefSeq and is a predicted model, not a curated record. The coding region runs from base 79 to 645 and encodes 188 amino acids. The transcript is spliced from 5 exons. Lineage: Eukaryota; Viridiplantae; Streptophyta; Magnoliopsida; Malpighiales; Euphorbiaceae.
CCGAUUUUUGUAGACGUUGCCAAAUUUAGAUAUUAUUAGAGUUUUUGGUGAGCGCGUGUCUGCAGGUAAUAGAAAGUUAUGGCAGAGCAGGAAGCCAAGAAGCUGGAAGCCGAAUCGCCUGUCGCUCCGGCACCGGCGGAGGCUAAAAGUGAUGUAGCGCAUGACAAAGCUACGGUUCCCACACCUGAAGAGAAGCCUGAUGAUUCCAAAGCUCUCGCUGUAGUUGAAAAGGUACCAGAAUCUGGUCCAAAGAAGACUUCAGGGGGAUCACUUGACCGAGACAUUGCUCUUGCAGAGGUUGAAAAGGAAAAGAGAAAUUCCUUUAUCAAGGCAUGGGAAGAUAGUGAGAAAUCUAAAGCUGAGAAUAAGGCUCAGAAAAAGCUCUCUUCUGUUACUGCAUGGGAGAACAGCAAGAAGGCAGCACUUGAAGCUAAAUUGAGAAAGAUCGAGGAACAAUUGGAAAAGAAAAAGGCAGAAUACGCAGAGAAAAUGAAAAACAAAGUAGCUUUGGUUCAUAAACAGGCUGAAGAAAAGAGAGCAAUGGUUGAAGCCCAACGAGGUGAAGAAGUGCUAAAGGCAGAGGAAAUGGCUGCAAAAUACCGUGCUACUGGGCAAACACCAAAGAAACUCCUUGGUUGCUUCUAAGGUUUCAAGUUCUGUGCCUGGUAUAGGAUGCAGCAAGCGGAAUCUGGCUGCUCUUGCUUGGCACAGCUUUUAUUUAUUCUUUAUGCGGCUCUGGCUCUGUUUUUGUCUGUAUAAUUUUUUUCUUGCUUGUUUCCUUCCAUUAGUUUAAUCUCUUUGAACACUGAAAAAUUGAUCCAUUACCAAGUUUGUGUAUGUAUAGGAAUGCAAUGUUUUUAUCUAUGAGCGAAAAGUUGAGUUUUAUUUCA